Messenger RNA from Fukomys damarensis (Damara mole-rat), 2209 nucleotides. It is a transcript of the gene Mia, whose product is annotated as MIA SH3 domain containing. The transcript has 5 exons. Gene Ontology annotation, molecular function: protein binding. Gene Ontology annotation, biological process: extracellular matrix organization. The record is from RefSeq and is a predicted model, not a curated record. Lineage: Eukaryota; Metazoa; Chordata; Mammalia; Rodentia; Bathyergidae. The coding region runs from base 1381 to 1779 and encodes 132 amino acids.
AUUGGGAGAGGCAGCAUUACAGAGUGGUCAGGGAAGUACAGAGCUGAGGUGACUCUUGUGCUGAACUCCAAAACCUACAGCAGCCUGCCUUGUGAACAUCUGAUAGAAGUGCAAAGUCCUGGGGUGGGAGUGAGCUCAGUGUUUGAACUAGGAAGAAGGAAGACUCCAGGGGAUAUCAUUCACUCCAGUAUAAUAAAAUUGUGUGUUGUGGUAGCCCUGCUUGUGUGGCUGCAGUAUGGAGGAGGGGGGACACAGGGCAGGCUCUGGAAGUUGCUGUUGCCACCCUCUGUACCAUACUUGACAUUUGGUUGUGGCAGGAGGCCUCUAAGAUGGCUUCUAAAGUCACCCUCUUGUAUUCAGUCUUAGAAAAUCUAAGAUAUGGACCUAGUGACCCACUUCAGAUGGCUGUAGCAGUCUCCCCUUUUCUGCAGUGGGUAUGUUCAGGACAUCUAGUACAUGCCUGAAGCCACAGAUAGUAUCAAGCCUUAUAAAUGCCUUUUCCAUCUUAAUGAAGCAUUUGUUACAUGCCAAGGCUGGAACUUCUACAGUUUGAGAUGUGACAGCAAAACCAGCACGAUAUCCUUUACAAUUUCACAGAUGCAAGAUUCAUUCUUCCUAGAUUUUAGCAACUUCAGCCUGUGAUUGUUUUCUUUCCUUAGUAAGUUGAAAAUGUUAACUUUUUCAUUUGCAGAAUGAUUUUUUUCUACUUUUUAAACGAUUUUUAUAACUUUUCAGCAUAUAUGAACUGGCAGCAUCACUAUCCUUAAGUUCUGUGAUUAUUUAUUUAUUUAGGUACCAGGGAUGGAACACGGGUCCUUGUGCUUGUGAGGCAGGCAGCAGAACCACUGAGCUAAAUUCCCGGCCCUGGGAUUGUUUAAAUAAAGGUGACGUGACGACACCCUUGGGGUGUACCCACAGUCAAUCUGAUGAGAUGGCUACUUAAUAAUAACGUGCAGGUGGUAUAUACAGUGCGUGUAUGCUGGACAAAGGGCUAGUUUAUUUAGGGUAGAUGAGUGGGGUGGGGCAAGAUUUUGUCACUAUUCUGAAUAGCAUGAACUCAAAACAAGUUGUUUAUUUCAGGAGUUUUUCAUUUAAUAUUUUUAGGCUGUGGGUAACAAAUCACAACGUGAAGCCGUGGGUUGGGGGUUACUGUACAGCAGAAAUGAUCUCUCCCAUGACAGUAUUACAAAGACUGGUUUAUUUCUUACUUUGGUGGAGCCAGCUGCCUGUUGCUGUCUAUGGAGAUACAUGGGGCAAGAAGCUAAAGAGAAGCCUGCAGCCCACAGGCAGUGAGGUCAGAGGCCCAAGGUCCUGUUUACUAAGCAACUGAGCAGCUGCCUGAGCAUUUGGAAGAUCUUUCCCCUGUACAGCCUUCAGUCCAUGAUGGCGUGCUCCCCAGUGCUCCUCGGUGCCAUCGUCUUGCUGUCUGCUCUCCCAGGACCUAGUGGGGCAGGCCGCCUCAUGCCCAAGCUGGCUGACCGGAAGCUGUGUGCUGAUGAGGAAUGCAGUUACCCCAUUUCAGUGGCUGUGGCCCUUCAAGACUAUGUGGCUCCCGACUGCCGUUUCCUGACUAUACACAGUGGCCAAAUUGUGUAUGUCUUCUCCAAGCUGAAGGGCCGAGGGCAGCUCUUCUGGGGAGGCAGUGUUCAGGGAGAUUACUACGGAGACCAGGCGGCCCGAUUAGGCUAUUUUCCCAGCAGCAUUGUUCGCGAAGGCCAGACUCUGAAACCUGGCAAAACUGACGUGAAGACAGAUAAAUGGGAUUUCUACUGCCAGUGAGCUCUGCCUACCACUCUUCUGCAGUUUCCCUCCUGGCUUUAUGCAAAUACACUGAGUGCAAACUUGGUCUCUGUGUUUUUUGGGGUGGGGCGAAUGUACAAAGGAAAUGUUGGUUAGGUUCCUUAACCUAGCCAAUCAACCCCCUCAAUAUGUUAACGUCAGAGGUGGCUAGGCAGAAUUUCAUUUAUAAAAAGCUCUUUGCUCCAGGCUGGGUACCCCUGGUCAGGCUCCUAACCUUUGAUCUGUGACACAAGCACUGGACAAUAUGGAUUGGCCUAAACAGCCCGGCUGGGAAAUUGUGGUGACCUCUGUACACAAUGAGAGAGUGUUGAACUAUUGGGAAUGAGCCAGCAGGACGAUGAGAACAUAAAUCUCAGCGCAGUUUUUCUUUCUUUCUUUCUUGUUCUUUUUUUUUGUUUUGUUUUUUGAG